AUGAUGCCAAGUUCGCAGGUGCUGCCCUACUACCCACAGAUGCCAAAUGUUCCUCAACAACAAAUUCCGAGAAAUGCUAGUGACGAUGACGAUGACGAUGCUACUACAAAUUUCUUUUAUGUCGUAGUGGCAAAGGAUGGCUCGGGCACUCAUAAGACAAUUAACGAGGCCGUGGCUGCACUCGCUAGAAUGGGCAAUAAUCGAGCCGAGAGAGCAAUAAUCUAUGUGAAAUCUGGGGUUUACGAUGAGAAGGUUGAGAUUAAGAGAAGCUUAAGGAAUGUUAUGCUUGUUGGUGAUGGCAUGAGUGAAACUAUUGUCACUAGUAGCCAUAAUGUGCCGGACGGUGCUACCACCUUCAGCUCAGCCACUUUUAGUGUAUCAGGGGAUGGAUUCUGGGCCAGGGACAUGACAUUCGAGAACAAGGCUGGUCCCCAGAAGCAUCAGGCAGUGGCACUAAGGGUAAGCUCAGACCAUGCAGUGCUCUACCGUUGUGGCAUUAGAGGCUACCAAGACACCCUCUUCGUCCACUCCCUCCGCCUAUUCUACCGCGACUGUCACAUCUAUGGAACCAUAGACUUCAUAUUCGGCAACGCCCCCACCGUCAUCCAAAACUGCGACAUCUUCGUCCGCCGGCCCAUGUCCCACCAAGCCAACAUGAUCACUGCCCAAGGACGCGGCGACCCCAACGAGAACACCGGCAUAUCCAUCCACAACUCACGCGUCAGGGCGGCGCCUGAGUUUGAAACCGUCAAGGGCUUGUUCAGGACUUACUUGGGAAGGCCAUGGAGAAAGUAUUCCAGGACAGUUUUUCUUAAGACCUACUUGGAUGGUUUUAUUGAUGCCAAAGGGUGGACCGAUUGGAGGGGCGAUUUCGCCGUUGAGACUCUUUACGGCGAGAAUAUGAAUACUGGGAAGAGUGCGUCGACGGCGAUGAGGGUGAGUUGGCCUGGUUUUCAUGUGCUUAAUACUUCUCGGCAGGCUGCUCCUUUCACGGUCGGGAGUUUCAUUCAGGGAGGGUCUUGGAUUCCAUAUACCGGAGUACCAUUCUCACUUGGAAUAAUGUAG
Molecule: messenger RNA, 1065 nt
Organism: Humulus lupulus (European hop)
Lineage: Eukaryota; Viridiplantae; Streptophyta; Magnoliopsida; Rosales; Cannabaceae
Product: probable pectinesterase/pectinesterase inhibitor 36
Biological process (GO): cell wall modification
Molecular function (GO): pectinesterase activity; pectinesterase inhibitor activity
Source: RefSeq, a predicted model, not a curated record